This is a messenger RNA of Miniopterus natalensis, 3636 nucleotides long. NCBI's taxonomy places the organism in Eukaryota, Metazoa, Chordata, Mammalia, Chiroptera, Miniopteridae. The record is from RefSeq and is a predicted model, not a curated record.
GUAGGGGCAGGGCAGGGCUGCAUGUCAACCUUGGUUAAACCUUAGGGCUCAGUGAUACACAACCCCCCACACACACACCCCAAGAAGUCAGUUAUCUUAGACCCUUCCCCAAAACACACAACUCGUCCCACGGGAAAUCAGUGGCCGUGGCUUUGAGGACAGGCAGUAUAUUGGGUAAGAACACGAACUCCAGAGCCCAAGACCCUGGGUUCAAAUUCAGACUGUGACCAUGGAAAGGAAAUUUUGCCUCUUGAAGCUUCACUUUCUUUAAUUUGAAAAAUAGAGAUUAAAAACAGUCUGAAAAAACUGAGUCCCUACUUCCUAAGGCUGAUAGUAGGACUCAAACAUGAUGAUGAAUGAAAGUGGCCUUGACACAGUGCCUGGAAGUCCGAAAAGGUUCAGUACUUAUUAGCCUUGACUCUGGGGAGGACCAGAUGCCCUGAUAAUGUUUAACUGGUGCUUGGGCCCUCACAACAGCACUGUGAGGGAAGCAGGUCAGUCGUAAAACCAGCUCAGGGGGAAAUUGAGGUAUAGGCAGUAGCCAGGAGUACAGUCCUGAGCCCUUGAUCGCUGGGAGUGGGGGAGGGGUGGGGCUUUGGGGGAUGACUUCCCUGGUGGGGACUCUGGGAGCCAGGCUGGGCCCAGUUUAUGCAGCACUGAGCCUGGAAAACUCAUAAUCCAUGGCCCCCUUAAGUCAAUCUUCCAGCCUCUCUUAACUUCUGAAAACUUAAAUUAAAACUAACUAAAAACAAAUAAAAGCCAUGGCAGCUUUAGAAUAGGCUCUUUCAGAACUGAAAACCAAUCCUAUCCCCCAUCAGCUCUGCUUCCCCUUCCUUUCCUCCUUAGCUAGGCCAUGGUGCAGAGGCACAAACAGGGGCUUUGGAGUUACGCACACUACUUAUUAACUGUGACCUUGAAUAAGUCACUUGGUCUCUCAAGUCUGUUUUUCCCAUAAGAAAAAUGAAAACAAUGUCUCAACUUUUUCUCAUAAAAAAAAAAGGAACAAUAAUGCUCACUUCACAGGGACAAGAAUUAAAUAAGAUCAAGAAUGUACACUGCCAAGCAGUUAAUCAGCAUAUCCUAACAGCUCAAUAAAUGUUCCCCUUCCCUCCAGGAAGCACUUAGCACUCCUUUGCUGUCAACAGAUAAUUGCAGCAGACAGGCCUGCAGACAGUCCUAUCCCAGGGCUAUAGAAGCCCCUAAACUCCCCGGGGACUUCCUUUUUGUGACAGCCUAGCCUCUUAAGUUGGGGGUCACGGCUGACCUGGGAGGGAGCUAUGACCGCAGCACCUUGGUGGCCAUCGUGGUGGGUGUGGGGCGUCUCAUCACUGGCAUGGACCGAGGCCUCAUGGGCAUGUGUGUCAACGAGCGGAGACGCCUCAUUGUGCCGCCCCACCUGGGCUAUGGCAGCAUCGGUGUGGCGGGGCUAAUUCCCCCGGAUGCCACCCUCUACUUCGACGUGGUCCUGCUGGAUGUGUGGAACAAGGCAGACACAGUGCAGGUGAGCACCUUGCUGCGCCCGCCCCACUGCCCCCGCAUGGUCCAGGACAGCGACUUUGUCCGUUACCACUACAAUGGCACACUGCUAGAUGGCACCGCCUUCGAUACCAGCUACAGUAAGGGCGGCACUUAUGACACCUACGUGGGCUCUGGCUGGCUGAUCAAGGGCAUGGACCAGGGGCUGCUGGGCAUGUGUCCUGGAGAGAGAAGGAAGAUCAUCAUCCCUCCAUUCCUGGCCUAUGGCGAGAAAGGCUAUGGGACUGUGAUCCCCCCGCAGGCCUCCCUGGUCUUCCAUGUCCUACUAAUCGACGUCCACAACCCGAAGGACACUGUCCAGCUGGAGACGCUGGAGCUACCACCUGGCUGUGUCCGGAGAGCCGUGGCCGGGGAUUUCAUGCGUUACCACUACAAUGGCUCACUUAUGGAUGGCACCCUCUUCGAUUCCAGCUACUCCCGCAACCACACGUACAAUACCUAUGUGGGACAGGGUUACAUCAUCCCAGGGAUGGACCAGGGGCUGCAGGGCUCCUGCAUGGGGGAGCGCCGGAGAAUCACCAUCCCCCCCCACCUCGCCUAUGGGGAGAAUGGGACUGGAGACAAGAUCCCUGGCUCAGCUGUGCUGAUAUUUGACGUCCACAUCAUCGACUUCCACAACCCUGCGGAUCCAGUGGAAAUCAAGACACUGUCUCGGCCCCCUGAGACCUGCAACGAGACCACCAAGCCUGGGGACUUUGUCCGCUACCACUACAACUGCUCUCUGCUGGAUGGCACCAGGCUCUUCUCCUCGCAUGACUACGGGGCCCCCCAGGAGGCAACCCUGGGGGCCAACAAGGUGAUCGAAGGCCUGGACACAGGCCUGCAGGGCAUGUGUGUGGGAGAGAGGCGGCAGCUCGUGGUCCCCCCGCACCUGGCACAUGGAGAGAGUGGGGCCCGAGGGGUUCCUGGCAGUGCUGUGCUGCUGUUUGAGGUGGAGCUGGUAUCCCGGGAGGAGGGGCUGCCAGAAGGCUACCUGUUUGUGUGGCACCAGGACCCUCCCGCCAACCUGUUUGAAGACCUGGACCUCAACAAAGAUGGCGAGGUCCCCCCAGAGGAGUUCUCCACCUUCAUCAAGGCUCAAGUCAGUGAGGGCAAAGGACGCCUCAUGCCAGGGCAGGACUCAGAGAAAACCAUAGGGGACAUGUUCCAGAACCAGGACCGCAACCAGGAUGGCAAAAUCACCAUCGAGGAGCUCAAGCUGAAGUCUGACGAGGACCAGGAGCGGGUUCAUGAGGAGCUCUGAGAGCACAGCUUGGGCCUGGGCCCAACACCAACGCCCACUUCUGGGGGACAGUGGGCACUGGGGUUGACUUCCAACAGUCACCCACCCCUCUGCUGGGAUGAGGUCUGAGCGCAUCUAAAAAGUGGUCAGAGGAGAUAACUCUGGUCUUCUCACCAACCCAAGUGUAAAAUCCACAGCACAGACCUCUACUUGGUUUUUCUCUUCCAACCCCACACUGCUUCCAUACAAGUUUGGGAGUUACAAAGGCAAUCAGGGGAUUGAUGGAGUCUGGGGUUGGAUGGGGCCAUUGCUGGCCCCUCACCCACGCCUCCACAUCACUGCUGAGCAUGGCCAAGCUCAUCAUUUCUUUAUUUCCCCAAACUUCCCUGUUUGUACUUUUCCUCACCAUCCCCAAUCUUGCCCCACUUCCUAAUGUCAGCUCCUAGGACCAUGGGCCAGGGCUGGAAGAACCCCUCCUUCCUCCCACAGCUCUGGCUGGCUCCAAAGAAAGGGGGCAGCUCCAGGAGAGCAGUCCUACCACACCUAUACCCCACUCACCCGUCCUGUGCCCCCUUGCUGCUGGGGUACCCUCAGGGAACUGCAGGUCAGGGCUGGGUUUUGUGUCACCUUUCAUCCCUAAAGAAGGCUGCCUUUUCUAAGGGACUGGGGAGGAAGAAAGUAAAAGGGCAGGGGUGAGGAAACCUACUUAGAUGGGUCAUAGAGCUAUGAAAUGAAAUCCUUGGUUUGGAGCUGAGAUAAACUUGGAAGGGCUCACUGGGGACUGAGGGGUGAAGGGAGUGGGCAGAGCUCUGCACACUCAAGGCUACACUAGUGUCAGAUCUCUUUCUCCUUUGUGACAAAUAAAAGACUAAACCAGA